AUGGAUGGGCAUCGUUUCUACUCAAGUCCCAAUGUGGGCAAUAUGGAUCAAUGGAACCAACGUGUUGGUAACCUCCCCAUGAACCCGCCUGGUGCAAAUGCCAAUUUCAUACCGAAUGGAUUUCGUCAACAGUCCAAUUUCUACAUUCCUCAGCAACAACAAACUACACAGCGUUGGAAUGAUGAUAUGGGAGGUGCAGCCACAAAAUCGUGGUCUCAACAAGGUCCUCGUGAUGAGCACAAAGAAAGAGAAUUGUUUUCGUGUGUAAACAGUGGCAUAAAUUUCGAUAAAUAUGAGGAGAUUCCAGUGGAGGCAUCUGGUAGUGAUGUACCUCGGCCGUGUGCAUCUUUCGACGAGUUGUCACUGCACGUUUGGAUUCAAGAAAAUAUCAAGAAAUCGGGAUAUACAAAACCGACGCCUGUUCAG
Molecule: messenger RNA, 426 nt
Organism: Anisakis simplex (herring worm)
Lineage: Eukaryota; Metazoa; Nematoda; Chromadorea; Rhabditida; Anisakidae
Source: the annotation of a GenBank genome assembly